Molecule: messenger RNA, 1137 nt
Organism: Plasmodium vinckei vinckei
Lineage: Eukaryota; Apicomplexa; Aconoidasida; Haemosporida; Plasmodiidae
Product: actin-like protein, putative
Exons: 4
Coding region: 1-1137 (378 amino acids)
Source: RefSeq, a predicted model, not a curated record
AUGGAUAAUAACACAAUUGUAAUUGACAAUGGCUCAGGCUAUAUGAAAGUAGGAUUAAACAUAAAAAAUUUACCGACAAUAGUAUUUCCCUCAGUAGUUGGAAAUUCGAGAGACAAAGAUGUAAAUCAAACAUAUGUGGGAGAUGAAGCAUUUUAUCAUGAGUCCGAAUUAUCAAUACAUAGGCCAUUUGAUCAUGGGCAUAUAUCUGAUUGGGAUUUAGCAAAUAGCAUAUGGGAAUAUGCAAUAAAAUGUGUUGAUCCAAAUAAAGAUGUAAAAAAUGCAUUAUUAACUGAGCCACCAUUAUGCUCUAUAUCUCAUAGAAAAAAUAUGGGAGAAAUGUUUUUUGAAAACUUUGGGUUUGAAAAUAUAUGUAUUUCUGUGUCUGGCCUUAUGUCUAUAUAUGCAGCAGGUUUAACCACAGGUUUAGUUUUAGAUAUAGGUGAAGGAGUUACACAAUGCAUACCAAUUUUUGAUGGAUAUAUAGAAAAAAAUUCAGUUAUUCGUUCCGAUUUUGGAGGAGAAGAAUUAACUAUGUUUAUGCAAAAAUUAAUUUGUGAUAUAGGAUAUAAUAUGACAACAAGAAAAUGUUAUGAAUAUGUAAAAGUUAUGAAAGAAACUUUAUGCUUUUGCUCAUUAAAUCCUCCAAAAGACCAAUUAAGAGAAGAUUUAACAGUUACUUAUACAUUACCAGAUGGUGAUGUCUUACGAGAUGGAUAUAACAGUAUAGAAAUUUCUCAUGAACGAUUUUAUGUUCCUGAAGCUUUAUUUAAUCCACAAUUAUGUCAUCGAGAUAAUUUAAGUAUUUCUGAUAUUGUAUGUAAAUCUAUUUUAUCUUGUCCUAUUGAAAAUCGAAAAGCUUUAAGUAGUUGCAUUAUUUUAUCGGGUGGCUGUUCUCUUUUUCCAAAUCUGGCUGAACGAUUAGAACAUGAAAUAAAAAAUAAUUCACCUGAAAAUGCCAGAUUUGCAGUAAAGGUUCAUGCACACGAAAAUAGGGGUAUCAUGGCUUGGUGUGGUGCCCAAAUAUUUUCGCAGCCCGAAUUGAGGCCUGCCCAAAAAGGAGUCUGGAUAUCAAAGGAAGAAUAUGAGGAAACAGGGGAUAACAUAUUUUUGAUCAAAGCAUCUCUAAAGCUGACAUAG